GAAAACGCAGGGCAUUUUCUUUCGCAACCCCCCUCUCCCGUCCCCAGUUCGCUAUCAGGGACAUGCAGACGUCGGCGACGGCGGCGCAUAGGGUUUGAAGAGGCCGCCGAGCUCCCCCCUCCGCCGCCCCUGGAAUUUUCAAGCGACGGCCUCCUCCCUCGGCUGCCCCUGCGAUUCUCCAGCGAAGAGCUCCUACGCCACCUGGAUCGGACCCUCUGCCGACCCCGUACGGCUCCUCCCUCUUCCUCGCCCUGUCACUGAGCUCUGCGCCUCCGCCGACUUCCGUGAUCGGCCCUCCGGCCGCCCCCGCGCUUCUCCCGUGCCCUCCGAACUCCCGGUCGCCUCCCUACCCAAGGCCCAGGCCCGCGACCUCGACUGGCCCCAUCAGCUCCUCCCUCUAGCAGCAAGUGACAAAAUCCUUUUAACGCGAAGUAUGACGAGGUGGAAAGGUGGCCAACUAGUUUACUUUUCGUUGCACGAAACAGUAGCUAGAGGCCUUGGAUGACAACGAAGCCAAGAGCUCGAUGGAAGUAAUUUGUAGAGAGGACCUAUGUUAUAGAAAUUUAGUUUUCAAUGUGUAUAUUCUCCAUUGUUUAUGUGUAAAGCAUGAUAAAAUGUAAAUAUUGAUACUUCCUUGGAUGUAUAUUCUUCUAUAUUGUUUGCUUCAUGUUUGGCAAUUUACGGGAAGAGGAAUAGGAGUUUGGGGAAGGGGGCUAGUGGACAGAUUAGACAGGGAUCUGACAUCUUAGUUCCAGUCCUGUGUAGAAUCUAAUGGGGAUCAUGUAUGAGAACUUGAGGGGUGAGUUUCUUCCCUUGGUUGGUUAGUGGGAGAAUAGUUUCUAUUAUCUUAUGGACAACUUGACCAGGUUAUAUUUGAAAUGUAUAUAUGUUGUUCUUUUUAAUCAUCUACGACAGAUGCUGUUUUCAGCAACCUGGUUAUCUGGAUGUAUGAUAGUUCAUUUGAACUUACGUGCAAACUUGAGAUGGUUGAUAGUAACAUUCAUGUGAGCUUUAUUUGUUGAGAAAAGGUCAUGAUGGUGUACUUGCUUCAUGGCUUUUCUAACUCAUCUUGCUAUGAUGGUUAGCUUUAGAGCUACACCGAAGGGCUGAUGAAGGGCCAAGGAUCAAACCACCAGGAUAAAAGGAAGGGAGAGGUGAACAAAAUACCGUACACACGGCCACCCCCACUGCGUGUUCAAUGUCCGAACUAUGUAGUCUGUGAUCUAAAUGGAUCUCCAUCUGAUGUGAGGAGGAGUUGGCGAAGGGCAAUUUUAAUCCUCCGCCUGUGGUGCUUUAACAACACUGAUGAACGAUACCAAUUUGGUGACCCUUGCUCUUGCAGUUGUAUGAUACCGGCCAUUGGGAAGUUCUUUAUUUACAUCCACUGGAGUUCUAAAUGGCUGUGCGCCAUCAUUGAUGGGCCUUCACUGUAUCUUGAUGGGUAUACAACCAGAAGUAAAGGACGGGAUCAUGAACUUAAGAGUUCGUGAGAAUGACAGCAGGCGGAGGAAAGGGCCUGUUCUGAUAGAAAAAUCAGAGGCACUACCAUGGCGUGGGAACUACAAAUCAGCAGACUUAUGCAUUUUUGGCUAUCAUGGUUUGAUUCCAGCCUUUAAAGAGAUGCACGCCUUUGUUCAGACAGGCAAAUGCAAAUCAAAAGAGAAGCUGGAAAUGGCCGGGCAAACUUUCAUCUGGCAUCUUCCUGAGGCCAGUAGAUCUGACAACUUGUUCCAAGAUAUAGAUGACAAUUUCUUCAUUGGUGGUAAAUUUGGCAUGGAAAGACUUAAAGCUGCCCGGUGCUGGUCAGAUGAAUCUGAGGAGGCAAGAUCAGGGAUGCAUUUUGCAGAGAAAUCAGAGACAUAUACUGCAUGCCCUGCCAAGAAACAAGAUACGACACCUGAAAUGAAGAGAACUGUAGACAUCAUUGAGAACAUUAGACUUCUAUACCGUCCAGAUCAUGUCCACGCCAGAUUACAGCUCACUGAUAUGCCUAUACACCUUGGAAAGGAAGGACCAAUUGGUGAUUUGUGGGCCAACCAACACCUAAUUGAUGUGCACAUGUCAUCAUUUAGCUUUCUGGGCCAGAGAAUCUCGAUUAGUGGCUCCUAUUCCAUUGGAAGUUUGGUCGAGGAGAAUACUUGGAGUGCAACGGACAACCAUCCUGUCAAAAGGGCCACGAAAAAGCUGGAUUCUAUUGAAGAAAACGCUGCGAUCAAUGGACAUGGUGUUGGUUUAUAUAAUCUGGUGAAACAUGUUAUAUGAAUUCUACUAUUCAGUGCAUGAACAGGGUUCCAGAACUGAAGGCUGCAUUGACAAGCUAUUCGCAUAAUGCCAAGCGCGAUGGGAUUGACGUCAUGUCACACAAUCUUUCAGUUGCAGCUAAUCAUAUAUUUUCAGAGCUUGAUAAAAAUACUGAAGCAGUUAGUCCUUCAAAGCUCUUAGAGAUGAUGCGAGCGAAAUAUCCAACAUUUGCCGAACAGGAAAAUAAUGUUUAUAGGCAACAGGACGCUGAAGAGUGCUGGUCUGGCCUAUUGAAUGCGUUUUCUGAAGCUUUUGCAUCAGAAGCAAGUGAGCCUACCACUGAUCAGAUGAAGGAAAUUUUUGGGAUUGAACUUGUGAGCAGGUCAAAAUGUGCAGAAAAUGGUGCAGGGCGUUUGAAGACACAAAGUGUAAAGCUUCUAAGAUGUCCUAUAACUGAUGGCAUGAACCACCUUGAUGAGGUACUUGAGCAUACUCUGAGGACAGGAGAUUCGAUGUAUGAAAAAGAUUCAGAAAUAAAUGAGUUGCCUAGGUAUUUCACGAUACAGCUUGGUCGGAUGUGGGAUGAAAUGCAAAACAGACUGACCAAAAAAUUUGAUAAAGUGAGCCAUCCACUGCAAUUGGAUCUUUAUGGGCACUGUUCAGAUGAAAUGAAACUUAAACUUCAAGCUGCCAGAGAGGUCGCAGAAUCUGGUGCCCUGGGAUCAUCUUACAUGGACAUUGAUCAAUUUGAUUCUACUGUACCAAAGAAACAAUUAACGGGCAUAUACAAUUUGGUAGCAGUUGUGACACACAAGGGGCCGACUGCAAAUCUUGGACAUUAUGUUGCAUGGGUUAAGCAAGCUAAUGAGACGUGGAUUCAGUUUUCUGACGAUAUGACUAGCACACAUGAGGACAGUGAGAUUCUCGAACUAUCCGGUGGUGCUGAUGACCAACAUGUGGCUUAUAUCUAUCUGUACAAGGCUCAGCUUAUCUGAUUCCAAGCCUAGAGAGGCAUUACGAUCGAGUCAAUCCUUCUCUUCUCACUUCAAGAUUGAUCUCGGGCCAUCCGUUGCAAAACUGAGAUUCCGACUGAGUUCUGUUGUGGUGCCUGCAGGGAUGUGAUUGUUUGGAGUUAAGAACUUCCCUGGUCAGUUACCUAGUUGAACAAUUUUUUUUUUGCCUGUUGCGGCUUUGCUUAGGCCCCGUUUGGGAGCCAUGUAAAUGGAUGAUAUUUUUUUCUUUUUGCGGAGAGCCAUGUAAAUUGUUGCGGUUGUAAAAUCCAUACCAGUGUAUUCCACCACUCCACGCAACAAACCAGUAUUUUACAUGGGACUAGAGAGGAGACGAGUUGGAAAAAAAAUGACGUGCUGGGAAGUGUACUGGAUACCGACUGAUUGCAUGUGUAAUUACGCGACCGUUUUCUUUA
This is a messenger RNA of Triticum aestivum (bread wheat), 3667 nucleotides long. Its product is annotated as ubiquitin carboxyl-terminal hydrolase 6. Gene Ontology annotation, biological process: regulation of proteasomal protein catabolic process; protein deubiquitination; proteasome-mediated ubiquitin-dependent protein catabolic process. Bases 2259 to 3236 code for a protein of 325 amino acids. Gene Ontology annotation, molecular function: proteasome binding; cysteine-type deubiquitinase activity. The transcript has 16 exons. NCBI's taxonomy places the organism in Eukaryota, Viridiplantae, Streptophyta, Magnoliopsida, Poales, Poaceae. The record is from RefSeq and is a predicted model, not a curated record.